Messenger RNA from Rubroshorea leprosula, 1080 nucleotides. NCBI's taxonomy places the organism in Eukaryota, Viridiplantae, Streptophyta, Magnoliopsida, Malvales, Dipterocarpaceae. The record is from the annotation of a GenBank genome assembly.
AAUUGGGCCAGUUCGGACCCGUGGACUUUGCAAAGAGAUGGGCCUGUGAAGCCAGCCCCAAAUAAGAUAACCCGUCUUCCCCCAUUUUUCUCCUGCAAAACCCUAUUCUUUAUCUCUGUAUUCAUCCACCCACGAGUGGGGGGAGAGAGGAGAAAGAUGGCAAACACAAGCAAAGAUCUUUUACGCUUUGAGCACAGGAACUCCUCCACUUCAGCUAUAGAAUCUGCACUUCUUGUUUGUAGAAAGAAGGGUUCGCUAUCUGAAACCCGUGAACCUGACCCUGAUGAAAAGCUCGUCACUGCUCCUGUUCCUAAAAGCCAAGUUUUGGGUAAAGUGAAAGAUUUCUUGGGAGUUAUUUCAGAAGCCAAUAAAAGGCUGGAGCUUGAUGCAAAGGAUAAUGCUAAGGCGUAUGAUAUUGAAGUACUUACUGGAAAUGAAUCCAAUGUCAUCGAAAUGGAUCUGAUGUUGGGUGUGGCUGAUCUAAACACCCCUGAGGCUGUUGCUGCUGCUGAAUCUGCAAUCGCUGGUAAUCAACCAGUGAUUCCCUUGGCUGCAAGUAGUAGCGAAACAGGAUCUGAUGAUGGCAGUGAUGAUGAUGAUACUGAUUACAACAAGAAAAGUGACGAUGAUGACAAUGGCAAUGACAAAGCAUGCUCUCCCUUGAAGCUAAAGACAGCCGAAGAUGAUUCAUCAAGUAAAUCUACAAAGAAGGAUCGGUCAAAUAAGCGUCCAAGGAUUAUCGAACUCUCAUGAAAACUUUGGUUUCCAUUUAUGUUCACCAAGAAGGCAUGGUGAGAUUACCUGUUAAAUUUUGGGUUGCAACAGGAAAGUGGAAACAGGCACAGCAAGAAAGACUGUAAUGACUCCACGAGUAUGACUGUAGCUCUUGUGAGUGCAAAUGGAAGAGAAAAGUUACAGAUGAGAGUGUGAUAUAAAAUUUUGUAUCGUAGCAGUUAUGGUAUUGUUUUAUUUGCUCCUUUCUUCAUAUUCAGUAUGUCUGGCAUCCUUUCGGUUUCUUCUUAUCCUCUCAGAAAGACCUUCAGGAAACGGGGGAUUUACCUGUUGGCAUGACCUUGUCCU